AGUAAAUGCAACAUGAACUCGUGCUCCAUGUGGAAAGUUUAGUAAUUUAGUUUAGUUUGAAUUGUUCAAUUUAACUCAAAAUGAAAGACGAAAGUGAAGAGAACAAGCCUCAAACGCAGGCCAAAGUAACUUCUUUUGUGCUAGAAUCGUUUGAUUUACUUAAAGCUGCGAAAGACGACGCUAGAUUAACAGGAGGUACCAAAAUUAUAACACAGUUGCAAGACAAUGAGAAUGAAAAAGACGUGCAAUAUGUAUUGAAAAGGCUAGUUCGAAGCUUAGGCGCGAAUGUACCGGAUAUGAGGACGGGAUAUUUCGCCACCCUGGUCGCAUUGCUAACAAAAUUCGAUCAAAUCACCGUAACAAAGCUCCUGGAACUAGUGAAAAAAGAAUUGCACGCUAAUGGCUCUUCAAAAAGUGAAGUAGGAGAUGUCGCUCUGGGACAGAUAUUAGUGUGUGGAGCUGUUUUCCGAUCUGGAUUAAUAAUGAAAUGCACGACUGAAGAACAAACUGAAAUUAUUAAGCUCUUAAUGAGUGCAAGCAAAAAAAAAACAUAUUUAAGCACUGUUGCUUAUCUUAUUUUCCUGGAUUUCAUCAAUGGAUUAGAUGUUGAAAAUUUCACUUCAAUUGUUUGGUCAAACAUAAAACAAGAUUUCAAGAAAGAAUUAUCCGAACAUACUCUCGACUCUCUAUACUUUCUUAUGGUAGCAAACAAAAAGUUUCCAGAUGUAGUAAAACUCAGGAAAUUAAUUGGCACUUCUGAAAUACUGUGUGAAGAUAAUAUCCAACCAGUAUGUGAGAAACUAAUGACCGGUGUUGAUUUUUCUUCACUGAAUCAUCCUAUCUAUAAAGAGAUAGGAGCGCAAAUAGCAAACUCACCACAUCUGCAACUUUUCUGGUUAUCGGGUAUUGACAGUCAACUCACAAAACACAAUCGUAACAGAGAACUGGUCGCUGUUAACAUACUAACUACGAUAUUCAACAACAUUGAAAACAAUCAUGAGGUCUUACCGGAAUUGAUAAGUCGCAAUUUUUUCAAACUUUUUAUUGAUUGGUUCAAAGGUUUGCAGACAGCUAGUAAAAUAAGAAAUAAAAAGGACAAUGAGGAUGACAAUAAAAUUAUGAUUAAGAAACAAAAAGAACUUCUGAAUUCACUCUCAAAGGCAUUAAAGUCUGAGAAUGUUGAUGGAAAAAUAAGAGUUGAAAUAUUAAAGAAACUACUUUUCAAUCCUGGAGAGAUGAAUUUCAUUGAGAUAACAGGCACCUCUGUGGUUAAAAUCAUUAUCUCCGAUUUAGACAAGGAUGGUGUUAAAAAAAUGGCCAAGCUAUUCAAAGGAGUACUAUUGAAUUCUUCGAAGAAAUUCAUCAGGGAAGGUACAGAGAGAAUCUGGUAUAAUAAUGAAAGGGUGAAAGCAGCUGAAAUGCUAUCUUAUUUAGUAAGUCACGAGGUAGUUAAAGACGACGUAGAUUUUAAAUUAACAUACAUGAAACUCCUCAUGUGUUUUGGCUUCUUCAAAAUUGGUGGUGAUGAAAAUGUUGCUAUCAGUAUAGAUUUAUCAGUGGCAAUAAAAUCCUGUUUCUAUCGUUGCUUCACAUCCCGAUUCUCAAACGUCGAUAACUUAGUCUCUGUAUUAUCAUCACUUUGUGACUUCAUCCGAAAUUUACUUGAAAAAGAACAAAUACGCUCCAAACUCGAAAAACAGUUCCCCGAAGAAAAUAUGGAAUGCUGGAAAAUGCUAAUGGAGGUCUGCUCGAAUAUAGAAAAGAAUAACUCAAAGUCCAAAGUAGAGAAUGUAUUUCUUAUAUUACUCUAUCAGCUUGGUUUGUUUCUAUUUUCUGAACCCACACAUGUAAAAAUUGCAACAAGUUCUAUAAAGGAGUUAAGGAGUUGUUAUGAACACUACAAAAAAGGUAAAAAGAAAAAGAAAGUUGUGAAGGAUACUGACAUUAAUGGGAAUCUAGAGUGGAUUGAAGUUUUAGUGGAAGUUUUGCUAUCGAUACUGUCAGCUGAGUCAAGUGUACUGAGAUCAGUAGUACAGUGCGUAUUUAGGCUUUUAUGGGAGUAUUUAACACCAUCAGCUAUCGAACAGAUUGUAUCCGUGUUAGACCCCGAAAGUGAAUCUAAUCCAUUGACUCAGGAUAGCGAAUCUGAAGCCGAAGAAUCAGAUGGAGAGGAGAACAUUGAAGAAAACAGUGACAAUGAAAGUGAUAGUGAAGUAGACGAUGAAAAUGAUGAGGAGGAAAUGAAAACGCCAGAUCAAUUACGGAUGGCAGUUCAAAAAGCAUUAGGAGCAGCCGCCACAAGCUCUGAUACGGAAAGCGUGGACGCAGAUAUGCUCGAUGAAGAAGAAGGCAAGAAAUUAGACGAAGCUCUCGCGGAAGCAUUCAAACAAUACCAGCAAGGUAAAACAAAGAAAACAAAAAAAGACCGUAAAGAUAAAAAAGCGCUUUCAGACUUUCGAAUACGCGUCUUAGACUUGAUAGAUAUAUAUUUGGAGAAGGACCCAUCUAUGGAUAUUUGUCUAGCGAUGAUUGCGCCGUUGACAAGAUGCCUCGAAUUUUGCUUACAGGACAACCAGUUGAGUGAGCUCGAAAACCGCGUAAGGAAAACUAUUAAGAAUCUGACGAAAAUAAGGAAGUUUUCUUCGACAAAUGAUGUUACUGCAAAAAUACUCAGCGACUAUCUGAGAUCAGUAAUGGAUAAAGGGGAAAGAUCCCACUUUAUGUAUCAAGCUUUAGGUGAUGUUGUAACAUACUUUGUGACGUUUAUAAUACAUUGCUCACAAAAAAUCGAAAGCAGUAGUUUAAAGUCACCAAAAAAGCUUAAAACGUCUCCCAUCAUGGAACUGCUAAAAGAAGCAACACAAAACUACUUUCAGAACCGCAGUUGCUUGUUACCAAUCAUUCUGUUUCACAACGUUCUACAAAUGGAAUGGGAAGGAAUUUAUGAGUUAGCCCCGAUCGUAAUAGAGAAUGUGUUCAAUCCCGAAGUUAGACAGUUCCGGCGCAACGAGGGAUUGGAACUUUUGGCGGGCCUGUAUCGAGCCUUGAAGAGAAACAAACCCGAAACGGAUAAAGCGCUCGCUUGUCUAGAUAAUUUGGAAAAUAAAUUUGAUAUUACAUUAAGAAAAACACUGAAGGGGCAACAGCAAUUGGCUGUCAAAAACAAUUUCUUCCUAUUACUAAAAAAAUUGAUAAACAGCAUGAAAAUUUUCCACGAGAGCUGCCAUGUUAAAUGUAAUUUAGAUUUUAAUACUUUGUUAGAAAUCGUAGGUUCUUGUAAGGGUACACUAAAAGCGAGUGAAAAUAAUAAGAAAGCUAAUGCGAUUAACCAAAAUAGUAAAAAUGGUGAAAUCGCGAGUAAGCAGCCUAAAAAAAAUUUAAAGAAUAAUAUAAAAAACAAAAGAAAACUAGAACACAUGAACGGACACGCUGAUGCGCACGGAAAGAAAAAACGAAGAGAUUCUGAAACAGUUGAUUUGUAAAAUAUUUUUUGUAUAAUUUAUCAUUUU
Molecule: messenger RNA, 3509 nt
Organism: Bombyx mandarina (wild silkworm)
Lineage: Eukaryota; Metazoa; Arthropoda; Insecta; Lepidoptera; Bombycidae
Gene: Mybbp1A
Product: MYB binding protein 1a
Biological process (GO): regulation of DNA-templated transcription
Cellular component (GO): nucleolus
Molecular function (GO): RNA binding; transcription factor binding; transcription corepressor activity
Source: RefSeq, a predicted model, not a curated record